AUGUCUACUGUUGCACUUCCAGUCAACUACGUUGUGUUGGUGCCCAAGGAUCAUGUCCAAAACCGACUGGACGAUGUCAGUGAUUUGGAUCACUCAAUCUCAUCCUGCUCCUGGGUUGAACGGCAUUCAGUUCACCAACGAAGGACGUGGCCACAUGCAAGCAGAAGAGGAUAUACCGACAAAAACAUUCCUCCCCAGCGCGUCAGGAAACUGGAUGCUGAGCCAAGCUUUCGAAGAUCACUGACACCUGAUUCGGAUGAUAGUCGAAGAACGCUUGCCCCCAAGGCGCCUAAGAGGAAGCAAAGCAUUGCGCCACCGAAUGAAGAAGAACUCGAGGAGCUAGCACGCAUGUUUGCUGAUGAAGAAGAGUCGCUUUCGGAUGAUGAGUGCGAGGAAGACGCGCUUUGGGUGGGUGAAGGGGCGGGUCAGUGUCUCGAGGCGGGAGCAUGCUUUGAGUCUUCUGUUGCUAUCGAAAGGCUUCGACUACUGCUCACUCCCGUGACUCACCAGAAGAGGGUCAAAGCUGAUACAUUCCCAACGCGGCCUGCAAGGCGAUACAGCGUGAAACUGAUGGCGUCUCGUCCUCUCGACUGA
Messenger RNA from Seminavis robusta, 594 nucleotides. The record is from the annotation of a GenBank genome assembly. NCBI's taxonomy places the organism in Eukaryota, Bacillariophyta, Bacillariophyceae, Naviculales, Naviculaceae.